This is a messenger RNA of Ambispora gerdemannii, 735 nucleotides long. Lineage: Eukaryota; Fungi; Glomeromycota; Glomeromycetes; Archaeosporales; Ambisporaceae. The record is from the annotation of a GenBank genome assembly.
AUGUCCUCCACGCUCAUUAAAGUAACCCUUGCAUUAAUUGCGUAUUAUUACAAUGAAAUGAAAUAUACGCUUGAAUUAUUAGGAUAUUUCCGUGACGCAGUUCCAUAUGAUGGCAGUGGAAAUUGUCGUAUCAUUCCAGGUCCAGAGGGAUGCGAAGAUAUUGUUAUCCAUUAUCCGAGUGGAUACGCUUUUAUGGCAUGUGGCUCUGGAACGGACAGAUUAACGCAAUAUUGGCCGCCAAUUUCCAGUUUUACUAAUGAGUUUCGAGCCACACCAUGGGAUAAUGUAGUUCUUCAUUCGUCUGCAUCAAAUAUUACUCGUCUAGCUGCGGAGGGAAUAUCGCAUGCAGAUGGAAUUUCGGCAAAUUGGGAUAAAUUAUUAAUUUACGUCAUCGCUGCUGCGGCUGAUGAAAUAAUACGACUUGGUUAUCCAUCUGCUAAUACAUCAAGUGAUGAGGAGACUGGAGAAAUUUAUAUCGCUGCUUUUCCAAAGAUUUUGCGCUUUAUAGCAUAUUCUGAGAAUCCAAAUAAUCCAAAAUCGCCGGGCAUGAUCCUGAAAAUCUCGAAUAAUACCGAUUCAGAUCGAUACUUUGGUAAAAAGUACAAGGUGACCAAAGUUUUGGAAGAUGAUGGCGCAUUUAUUCAUUCCAUCACAACUCCAGCUGUUGAUCACAAAAGAAAUACUUUAUUAUUGGGCACCAUAUUUGCAGAAACUGUUAGAUGUGAUUUAGCGUGA